Messenger RNA from Sitodiplosis mosellana (orange wheat blossom midge), 3921 nucleotides. RefSeq lists its product as uncharacterized. The record is from RefSeq and is a predicted model, not a curated record. NCBI's taxonomy places the organism in Eukaryota, Metazoa, Arthropoda, Insecta, Diptera, Cecidomyiidae. The coding region runs from base 1 to 3921 and encodes 1306 amino acids. The transcript has a single exon. Gene Ontology annotation, biological process: DNA integration. Gene Ontology annotation, molecular function: nucleic acid binding.
AUGCAUUCAUUUCGUCAGGUAUUGUUGGCCACGGCAAUCGUUAAAGUGAGAGCUAAAACCGGUGAAUUCAUACCAUUGCGUGCUCUACUGGACCAAGGUGGUGACGGUUGUUCAAUCACUGACGCAGCAACACAGAUGCUGAAACUGACCCCAUUCAAUCAGCGUGUCGAAGUUAAACCGAUGGGUGGUGGUCCGCCGAUUUAUGCCAACAAGGUGAUCGAAUUGUGCAUUCAAUCCGUUUACAACGACAAAUUCGUAGCCACGGCUCCAGCGGUUGUCAUGAAAACAUUGACCGAUAUGAUGCCAACGAAUUACGUGAAGGUCGACAAAUGGCCACACAUUGACGGUCUUCAAUUGGCCGACCCCGAAUUUUUGAAGACAGCCAAAAUCGAUGUAAUUCUCGGAGGCGAUUUGUAUUGGGCCGUAAUGUUGGAGGGUUUACGAAAGGGCCCGUAUGGAACACCAAUGGCUCAACAAACCGAACUCGGUUGGAUUUUAUCCGGUCCGGUGGCUAUUCACACUCAAUUGCCAAGCACAAUUAAUCAGCAUCACUAUUCCGUUUGCUUGAACGAAACGAUUCAAAAGUUCUUCGAACUUGAAUCAGUGCCUGACGUCCAAAUGAAAUCAAAUGAUGAUCAAUACUGCGAAGAAUUCUUCAACGAUACAAUUGCACGCAACGACGACGGUCGUCUGCAAAUGAGACUCCCAUUCCGAACACCGCACGAUCCGAAUGCUGUAUUGGGAAAAUCCAAAUUCUUGGCACUUCAACAGUUUUUGCGCUUGGAGCGACGCUUCAAAUCCGAUGCCAAGUAUAAGGAAGAAUACACAAAGGGAAUGGAGGACUAUAUCGCGCAAAAUCACAUGCAACUUGCUACGAAUACUGAAAACGAUUGCAUCCGCUACUCACUCGAGGGUGAACUCUACUGCCAGUCGUACUACAUACCGCAUCACUCCGUGACCAAAGAAUCGAGUACGACCACUAAACUUCGAAUCGUUUUCAACGCCUCACAAAAAACAACGAAUGGUAAAUCGCUUAAUGACAUUUUAUACCCAGGUCCUGUAAUGCUCGCCGAUUUACUCAGCAUUCUACUCAAUUGGCGUUGCCAUCGCAUCGCAUACUGUGCCGAUAUUCAACAAAUGUAUCGACAGAUUCAUAUCCACCCCGACGACAUCACUUACCAACGUUUGUUCUGGAGAAGUGACUUCAGCGAAGAAAUCAAAGAAUACUGUAUGAAUCGACUCACAUUUGGCACAAAUUUCGCUCCGUCAUUCGCUAUCAUGGGAAUUAAGCAUUUAGCGAAGGAAGAAGAGACCAAAUUUCCGAAUGGAGCUGCAAUCAUUCGAGCUGAUACCUACAUGGACGACACAAUGUCGGGUAAUUCAACGAUUGAGCUUGCUCUCAGAGAUCAACGCGAAACAAUUGAUAUUCUCAACUCCGCUGGUCUGAAUUUACGAAAAUGGGCAAGUAACGCAAAGGAGCUACUCGAAGCUGUACCCGAAACUCACCGUGAAGUAAAUGUGUCACUUGAUCGGGAUGAAUCCAUCAAAGCAUUGGGCACAUUUUGGGAUACAGCGGCCGACACAUUCAGUUUUCGAGUAAACAUCAACGAAACAGCAGACUUGUUCACAAAACGUGCGAUUAUGUCAACAAUUUGCAAGCUCUUCGAUCCAUUGGGCUUGGUUUCGCCGGUAAUUGCACGCGCAAAAAUCAUCAUGAAGAGAGUUUGGAAAUCGUCGGUUGAUUGGAACGAGAGGGUCGAUGAUACAAUCGCGACCGAUUGGCGUAAGUACCUUCUUGAGUUACAAUCAUUGCAUUCAAUCAAACCAAACCGAUGGAUUUCGUUUCUGCCUAAUCACAUUUCUAUACAAUUGCAUGGUUUUUGCGACGCAUCGACACACGCAUUUGGCGCGGGAAUUUAUCUACGAACCGUUGAUAUUGACAACAACAUCACCACCCGCUUGGUCAUCUCCAAAUCACGAGUUGCACCGAUGACACCAACCACUAUUCCAAGGCUGGAACUCUGCGGAGCCGUGGUAUUGGCCGAUCUUAUGAAAUUUGUCAUCAAUGCAAUGCGUCACAUGCAAAUUGCACCGGGCGAUGUAAGGCUAUGGACUGAUUCACAAACCGCCUUACAGUGGAUUCGCAGUGAUCCGAAUCGAUGGCAAAUAUUCGUCGCUAAUCGCGUUGUUGCGAUCCAACAUUCAUCGAAAAUCGAACAGUGGUAUCACGUACGUACCCACGAUAAUCCCGCCGAUUUGAUUUCGCGUGGAGCAUCACCUGACGACUUACUCACAGCUGAUCUGUGGUGGUUUGGACCAGACUGGCUACGGAAGCCUGAGUCUGAGUGGCCGGAGUCGGAGCUUCGGAUUGAGUUGGAACCGCUCGAAGAGAAAAAAUCAUAUCACGUCAACGCACACAUUCAUUCAACGGCUGAUUUUUUGAAUCGGUUUUCUAUGUUACGAAAAUUGAUUCGUACAACGUCAUGGUUUCAUCGAUUGUUUGCCAUUCUACUCAAACAAACCACAAAUUAUGAACGAACACUCACCGCCGCCGAACUGCAUUCAUCGACAAUGUUUUGGGUUCGUGCUGUGCAAGCACAGGAGUUUGCACGUGAAAUUGAAGCAAUACGCAAUUCGGAUGAUUCGCAUUGUGUUACACGUCUCAAGGAUUUACAUCCAUUCAUCGAUUCAGAGGGAAUUCUACGUGUUGGAGGGAGAUUAAAAAAUUCCGAACUGAGUUUCAACGAGAAACACCCGAUCAUUUUACCCAGUAAACAUCACUUUACGAAAUUAAUCGUCGAAUCAGCGCACUAUCGAACUAUGCACGGUGGCACACAACUCACAAUGGCCUACGUUCGCAAGACUUACUGGAUUUUACAUGCACGCAGAACUAUUUCAUCGAGCAUUCAUCGUUGUGUCGCGUGUCAUCGUCAACGAGCAAAGUUCACGGAACAACUGAUGGCCGACUUACCAGCAGCGCGUGUACGAAUUUCCCGACCAUUUUCACAAGUCGGUGUCGAUUUCUGUGGACCGUUUCUCACACGCGCAUCGAAAGGUCGUGGCAUCAAGACCAACAAAAGCUACGUCGCUGUAUUUGUGUGUUUGUGUGUGAAAGCGAUCCACCUCGAAUUGGUUAGCGACCUGUCAUCGGAAGCUUUUUUGGCCGCCUAUCGUCGCUUUAUCUCACGUCGUGGUCUGCCGAAAUGCAUGCAUUCUGAUUGUGGCACUAAUUUCGUUGGUGCCGAUGGAUUGAUCAGGGAGAAACAGAGUGAAUACGAUGAUUUCAUCACCGAGAUAACUAUCACAGCGCUAGCUAAUGAAGGCAUUGAAUGGAAAUUCAACCCACCAGCGUCUCCACACUUCGGCGGCCUGUUCGAAGCUGGAGUAAAAUCGACAAAAUUUCACCUAAAACGUGUAUUGGGUGAAGCCAGCUUAACGUUCGAGGAGUUUUAUACCGUACUUACACAGAUCGAGGCUUGUUUAAACUCUCGGCCGUUGAUUCCACAGUCAAAUGAUCCGAACGAUUUUUCGAUCAUCACGCCUGGACGUUUCUUGACUGGUGACAGCCUACUUGCAUUGCCAGAAGUAUCGAUUGCUGACGAAAAUGUGGCCAUCGGAAAUCGCUAUCGUUACAUGCGCAAAUUGAGAGAUGAAUUUUGGGCUCAAUGGAGCUCUGAAUACUUGAACCGCUUGCAACAACGACCGAAGUGGUGCAGAGUAACACGUAACAUCGCAGUCAACGAUAUGGUUCUGCUUCGCGACGAACGAUUACCACCGACAAAGUGGGCCCUGGCCAGAGUUUUGGCCACACAUCCCGGCUCAGACGGCUUAGUACGUGUGGUUACCAUCAAAACCAGCACUGGUGAAUUUAAACGUCCGGUGGCAAAACUCAGUUUGUUGCCAAUUCAUGAAGAUAACUAA